This is a messenger RNA of Biomphalaria glabrata, 3575 nucleotides long. RefSeq lists its product as uncharacterized. Bases 1 to 660 code for a protein of 219 amino acids. NCBI's taxonomy places the organism in Eukaryota, Metazoa, Mollusca, Gastropoda, Planorbidae. The transcript has 2 exons. The record is from RefSeq and is a predicted model, not a curated record.
AUGUCUUGUGGAAAAGACAAGAUAUCCUAUCUUGUGUCUUUAGGGCUUGGUCCUUAUUUCCAGGAUCUUCUAAAGGACAAGCUCAAAACAGUGAAUGAUGGUUUUGUACUAUUGUUUGACGAAUCUCUAAAUCGAGAACUAAACAAGAAACAAAUGGAUAUGCAUGUCAGAUACUGGGAUACAGAUAAGGUUGUUACAAGAUACUAUGGCUCUGCUUUCCUGGGUCAUGCUACUGCUCAAGAUAUGCACCAAAAAUUAUGUGAAAACUUUCACUUUGACGGAAAAAGUGUUGUUGAGAUAUCAAUGGAUGGCCCCAAAGUCAACUGGGCAUUGUUCAAAUUACUCAGUGAGGACCUCCAGAAAGCAUCAGAAAAAAAGUUUGUGGACAUUGGCAGUUGUGGGCUUCAUACAAUGCACAAUGCUUUUCGUGCAGGCCUUGCAUCAACUGGCUGGGAACUGGGUCAUUUUUUCUCAUGGCUGUCUUGGCUUUUCAAAGAUACCCCAGCAAGAAGGGAAGACUUCACAUCACUAACUGGCAGCAGUGAUUUUCCUCUUGAACAAUGUCAGCAUCAAUGGGUGGAGAAUGUUGAGGCGGCAGAGAGAGCUCUCAAAAUAUGGCCCCACGUAAAAAAAAUAGGCAAUCAACACCAAGUCUUUUGAGCACCUGAAAGGCUGUAUGGAUGAUGUACUACUAAUUGCCAAAAUUGAAAGCUUCAUAUCCAUUGCAAAGGUUUUGCAACCUUUUUUUUAAAGAUAUCAAACAGAUGCCCCACUGUUGCCCUUUAUGGCCCAAGACCUCUUCAACAUGCUUCGGUCAUUGUUGCAAAGAUUUGUGACACCAGCUGUUUUUAAAGAAUGCACUUCAGUUACUGCACUGCUUAGUGCAGAUUUGUGAGAUAUAAAAAAUCUUCUGCCUCCUGGAGAAGUUGACAUAGGUUUUUAAGCCAAAUCUGCUGUCAAAGAAAUUAAGAGUAAAGCCAGUGCAAGGGAUAUUUUAAACUUCCAGAUGGAGAGCAGAAAGUUUCUGAUAACAACAGCCAUGAAAUUAAUGACAAAAUCUCCACUGAAAAAUCAGCUUGUCCAGUGUUUGAAAUGGCUACAGCCUAAAAACAUUGUAGAAGAUUUUGAUGGUUCUUUAAGAGACUUAGAUGCCACUUUGAGCUACUUAGUUCAGCUUGGCCGUGUCAGCGCAGAUGACUGUGAUGAUAUCAAGUCGGAAUUUACCCAGUGGCAGUUCCAUCGUCACCACAAAUUCUGUUGCAUUCCAGUCCUUCAGUAUCCUAUGUGAUAGACUGGAUACUUUUUUUAAUCAACAUAUUAACAGUGAAUUCAGUAAACUAUGGGCACUAAUGAGAGGAAUUUUGAUUCUUAUAGCCAAGAGAAUGAUUUUAACAGCAUUGAAGCAAUGGGAGGAAUUAAAAAUGUAUCAAUUUCUUCAAGCAUGCGAAUGGCUGCUGCUUCAGCCAGAUCAAAGUAUAGAAUUUAUCUGGAAGAAAGGGCUGAGGAGGAAAAAAGAAAGAACCUAAAAAGGAAAAGAAACGAUCAAUUUGAAGAACUUGAGGCUAUGAAAGCCAAAAAAGCUAUGGACUAUAAAUAUUUUUUUUUAUUUUUUUGGCGCGAAUUUUAUGUCCUGGAAUUUUUAAAUUUCUCUUUGAAAACUCCUUGAAUUUCAUUUAGACUUUGGUGCAGAAACCCUGAUUAGUAAACUAUUAGGAGUGUAAUUUGUCACCCAGCUUGAUCUGGUUAUUAAAGAGAAAUUUGAGUACAUGCUUAACAACGGACAUUUAAAAUUCUUUUUAGUUGUAGGCCAAAUCUGAUGGCAUAGUUGUUAAUUUUUUUGUGUGAGAAAAAGAGCAAGUUACUUUUGUUUUUGACGAUCUUUUAAAAGCAUAAACAUGGCUGGGAUAUAUCCAGGUGUAUAAGGCAUUCGUUGACCUGUCAUUUCAUACCCGGUCAUUUCAUCCGCAAUUAAAUAUUUUUUCUUAUUCAUUGUUUAGUUGUGCUGUUAAGGCCUUGACUUUAAGCCCUCAUUUCAUCUAAUAUAUAAAUAUGAUUAUGUAGAAUGCUGUUUGAUAUUUUUGACAUGUUAUUUAUGUGUUUAUAGUUUUUCUCCUUCCACUUUACAUUCUUGAUGAGAAAUCUUAUAAUAUAUUGUUUAUCUGGGUGUGUACUUAGCUAUAGCGUUUCUAUUGAAUGUGGGGAAUAUAAUAUUAUCCUGCGCAUGACGUAAUGAUCAAAAGUCAAUGUGUGGUGGAAGUAGUGGCUGAUAACUCCUGGGGACCAUCUUUCACUUUAUUUUAUUUUUCAAUCGCUCUUUCAAGAAAAUGGGAGCGUCAUUUUUAGCCUUGAAAUAAGGUUUUAUUUUCUUUUAAUGAAGGCUGAUUCAUCCAUCCUCAGGAUAUCAUGUCGCCUAUAUAAAUUUUGCUUUUAUUUCUUUUAAACAUGAAUGUUGUAAAAUGUGUUAUAGGCAAAGAUAAUUACAAAACCUUGUUAAGUAAUUUGAAUCGAUGGAUCGUCUUCUGUACUUACAAUCAAUAUCCUAUCUAUCUUAUCUUAUCUUACCUAUCUACAUAAAUGUAGAUGAACACAAAAACACUUUUUUACAUGACCUCUAUAUUUAUCAUAUUAACAUAUUACAUUUUUUAGCUUUUAAUGGCAUUUAAUUUUAUUCCUAUCUAAUGUGUUACACAUUUUGUCAUGUAAUUAAAAUUGAAUAUAUUAUAAAUAUUGCUUAUUUCAUGAUUUGUACAAUGACUAUUUGUUAGAUAAAAUGAUCAGAUGAUGAAAAGAACAGGGAUGAAAUGACCAGGAACCAAGGCAAUCAGCUACUUAGUGGGAUUCUAGUGUUCUUACUGUGCUUGGUUAUAUUACUUUUUGUGUUUCAUCUAGAGGUCAAACUAUUGUCAAUUACCUCUUUUCAUGUAUAAUCUUGCAUUUUGAAUCUCUUUCAGGUGGAAACAAAAAAGUUGCCUUUCUGUUGUUCCCAUUAAUGUGAUACACUCUUACUCCAGAAAGCAUUUAAUUUGCUUUCUAAAACUUAUAUAUAAAAUAAUUAAUGUCAAUUUUUGAAUUGAUUCAUGUUUUCUUUUUAGUUACAAUAAAAAAAAUUGUGCAAAAUUUCUACUUUAUUGGAGAAGAGGUAGAUAAAAUAAAUGAGAAAUGGACGAGCUCCCAUCCAAAUCACAAGAAAGAUGAUGCUUACUAUAAGCUAUCCCGACAAGACCAGCGUCUAAUCUUUCGACUCAGGACCGGACACAACAGAAUGCGACAACACAUGUUCCGGAAGCUCAAAAUUGGAACCAGUGAAAUCUGCCCAUGUGGAGUAUCACCAGAAAAUGCCGACCACGUCCUCCAAAACUGCUCUCUCUACCAAGAGGCCCGUAUAAGACAUUGGCCCCAAAUCACCCCAAUAGAAAGAAAACUAUAUGGAGAGCUCCCUGAUUUGGAAACCACUGCGCAGUUCAUCUCAUGUAUUGGUCUAGUCAUAUGAACACUCCAACAUAACAAUGAGAACGAUGAAGAAGAAGAAGGAGAAGAGGUGCUGGAGAAAUAACAUACACAGACUUUUUGCCAGA